This is a messenger RNA of Poecilia reticulata (guppy), 7684 nucleotides long. The record is from RefSeq and is a predicted model, not a curated record. Lineage: Eukaryota; Metazoa; Chordata; Actinopteri; Cyprinodontiformes; Poeciliidae.
AGAAGGAGAGAGAGAGCGAAAGGGAGAGAGAGACACCGAGGGAAAGAGAGAGGGAGAGAGAGGAGGAGAGCUCCGUCUUUCCCGGUGCACUUGGCAGUCUAGUUGCGGGCUGCUGUGCUGUUGCUGUCGUGGCGUGGCUGGUCGCGCCAGGCGGGGGAACUUCACCACACUGGAGCCCGGAGUCCCACUCUCUCACCUGCGCAGUUCGGAGCUGCCAUGGCUCUCUCGCCAGGAUUGACUGUCCUAAUUAUUCUGCCGGCCUUCCUGCUGCACACCAGCGGCCUUUACAUCGCCAGUAGCGUUGACUCCCUGCAGCACAUCCUGGGGGACUAUGGACUGGUAAGGCCGAUCAGUGUGGAUGCAGAGGGCCGCUUUCUGUCACAUGCCGUCUCGGCUGGUCGCGUGGCAGCGGGGCAGUCCCGUAGGCGCCGGAAGAGGGAGGUAGGAGAAGGCAACGAUGAGUGGGAAGGACCUAGAGGAGCCGAGGAGAACGGAGAGUACCAAGCCGGUCAGGAGAGGCUUUACUACAACGUCACCGUCUUCGGCCGGGAGUUCCACCUGCGCCUGCGCCACAACGCCAGGCUGGUGGCCCCCGGAGCCAAGAUGGAGUGGCACGACGACCGUGACAGCAUUCGGUACUCUGAGCCCCUGCAUGACGAGUGCCUGUACGUGGGGGACAUCACAGACACACCGGGAGGCACCGUGGCUCUCAGCAACUGUGACGGACUGGCUGGCAUGAUCAGGACAGAGAAAGAGGAGUUUUUUAUUGAACCAGUGGAAAGGGGCGAUGGAGUAAUAGAAAAAGAGGAGGACGGAGGAGGAGGGAGGACACACAUCAUCUAUCGCUCGUCAGCUGUUAAGAAAGUGCCCAUCAGCAGCCCAGCGGCGGACUACCACUCCAGAGGUGCAGACCUGGGCGGCCUCAUGGACCUGGAGUCUCUGUACCGUGGCGUGCAGCAGAGCAUCAACAACACACGGGCCUCACGGGUGCGCCGGCAGAGUCUGGACAGGGCCUACAACAUCGAGGUGCUGCUGGGCGUCGACGACUCCGUGGUCCAGUUUCACGGGAAGGAGCAUGUGCAAAAGUACCUGCUCACGCUCAUGAACAUCGUGAACGAAAUCUACCAUGACGAUUCUUUGGGAGCAAAAAUCAAUGUGGUGCUGGUGCGGAUAAUCAUGCUGGGCUAUGGCAAGUCCAUGAGCCUGAUUGAACUUGGGAACCCAUCUCAGAGUCUGGAGAACGUGUGUCGCUGGGCCUUUCUGCAGCAGAAGCAAGACACGGGGGACGCCGAGUAUCAUGAUCAUGCCAUUUUCCUGACACGCCAAGAAUUUGGGCCCACGGGCAUGCAGGGUUAUGCUCCGGUGACGGGGAUGUGCCACCCGGUGAGGAGCUGCACUUUGAACCACGAGGACGGUUUCUCUUCUGCCUUUGUGGUGGCCCAUGAAACCGGGCACGUGCUUGGGAUGGAGCACGAUGGCCAGGGGAACCGCUGUGGAGACGAGGUGCCCAUGGGCAGCAUCAUGGCUCCUCUGGUGCAAGCUGCCUUCCACCGCUUCCAGUGGUCCAGAUGUAGCAUGCAGGAGCUCGGACGCUACCUUCAUUCCUACGACUGUCUCCGGGACGACCCGUUUGACCACAACUGGCCGUCGCUGCCUCAGCUUCCUGGUUUGCACUACUCCAUGAAUGAACAGUGUCGUUUUGACUUCGGUGUGGGUUACACCAUGUGCACCGCGCAGCUACAAAAGGUGGGCCAGACAGGAUCGCAGUACCGUACGUUUGACCCCUGCAAGCAGCUGUGGUGCAGUCACCCAGACAAUCCGUUCUUCUGCAAAACCAAGAAGGGGCCACCCAUUGAUGGCACCAUGUGUGGGAAUGGAAAGCACUGCUUCAAAGGUCAUUGCAUCUGGUUGACUCCUGAUAUCAUGAAGCAAGAUGGAAACUGGGGAUCAUGGAGCGAGUAUGGCCAGUGCUCACGAACCUGUGGGGGAGGAGUGCAGUUUCGCACCAGAAACUGUGACAAUCCCAGCCCGGCCAAUGGUGGCCGGCCCUGCAGAGGGGCAACUUACCAGUUCCAGAUGUGCAACACCAAUGAAUGUGAAGACAUUUACAGUGAUCCCAGGGAGGAGCAGUGCCACGCCUCAGAGUACAUCGACAAGCACCUCUGGCUGCCUUAUGAACACCCAGAUUCUAACAAACGCUGCCACCUGUACUGCCAGUCAAAGGAGACCAGAGAUGUGGUCCUCAUGGAGAAGCUGGUGCUGGAUGGCACGCUCUGCUCAUACAAGGACCCGCACAGCGUGUGCGUGCGUGGGGAGUGUGAGAAGGUGGGCUGCGAUGGCGUGGUGGGCUCCUCGAAGCAGGAGGACAAGUGUGGCGUGUGCGGAGGCGACAACUCCAGCUGUAAAACCUUUAAAGACACAAUCAUGCGGACUGCUAAAAAGCAGGGCUUCCUUAAAGUUCUUGAAAUCCCCAGAGGAGCGAGGCAUUUACUCAUUCAGGAGCUGAAAGCCACCUCACACACUUUUGCUGUUAAAAAUGUGGCAUCGGGACUAUUUUUUCUGAACGGCGAAAACGACUACCCCGAGUCCCGCUCUGUGAUAGAGAAGGGCGUAGAAUGGGAGUAUGAGAACGACAACGACAAGGAAACCGUCCAGACCACAGGGCCCCUCAGACAUGGAAUUCUAAUAAUGAUGAAAUUGCAUGGCGACGAGGAUGUCAAUUUGUCGUAUAAGUACAUGAUGAAUAUGGACGGCGAUUCGAACAUUCAGGACAACAUGCUGGUAGAGGACAGUGCCUACGAAUGGGCUCCGAAGAGAUGGUCUUAUUGCUCCAAAGCUUGUGGUGGAGGGAAACAGUAUCUGCGAUAUGGAUGCAGAAGGAAAGUUGACAGCAAGAUGGUUCACAAAAGCUUCUGUAAUAAGUCCAACAUGAAGCCCAGAGGAGACAUAAGAGACUGCAACCAGAAGCCUUGCCCUCCACCCAUCUGGGUGACAGGAGAGUGGCAGAACUGCAGUAAACCCUGCGGAAAGACAGGGAUGCAAGUACGGUCCGUCACCUGUGUUCAGCCUUCGGAGGACAACACGACGCGCCUCAUUCACAAUAAACACUGCAGCGACGACCGUCCUGAGUCCCGCAGGUCCUGCAACCGAUAUCCCUGCCCCACGCAGUGGAGAGUCGGCCCCUGGUCACAAUGUUCAGUGACUUGUGGAAACGGGACUCAGCAGAGGCAGGCACUGUGCCACACCAGGGACAACACCAUAGGACUCUGUCUAGACAGCAAGCCUGACACCAUAAGAGUUUGUCGCCUGGAACCAUGUCGCAAGGGCUCAUCAGACCUCAACAAGAAUGGCAACAUUCUGAUCCAGUGGCUUUCCCGCCCCAACCCCAACUACCCAAGGAUCUCAUCACGCCUGCCAUGUAAAGGAGAUCGCUCUGUGUUCUGUCGUAUGGAGGCUCUGCAACGCCACUGCUCUUUACCAGACUUCUGGCGAUUAUGCUGCAAAACCUGCAGUACCAUCAACAGCACCAAACCUGAACCCAAUUCCACCGCUACAUCCACCGUCAACAUCACUGCCAUGCCUACUCCAUCUGAGAACAUUCUCAGCACCAUCUUCACCACCGCUGAACCCACUAAAACUGCCGUCCCCGCUACCUCGACUUCAACCACCACUCACGUCCCAAACCUAAGAACCAUAACCCUUGAUUCCACUGAAUCUUUACCAAGAACAACAAAAACCAUCCCCACUCAUCAAUUACUUGCAACUAGCAUUCCUUUCAUCCCCUCUGUCUUUUCAAGAUCAGUUUCACCUUCUACUGACACUCGUUUAGAAGACUCUACAACACAAGCUCUUUUUUCCAUCAAGUCUUCACUGACACCCUCAACAAUAAUUUCCACUCAUCCAACGGAUACAGUGAGUUCUCCCUCCUCCAGCACUUUUUCAACCUCUGUCACCACCGAUUGUCCAGCUUCUACAAUUCAAACCCUUUAUUUCAUCCCAUCUUCAUCAUCUACCACCGAAGAAACUCCCACUCAUCCACCAGCCCCAACAAGCUCUUUUUUCCUCCCAACCAUCUCUCAUAAUGCAAUCACAACACCUUCUACUAGUCAUACAAAUGCUGAGAUCACAGAGCCACUUUUACAGAGAACUUCAACUACUUCAACAGCUGGGACAGCACGUGCCAAAGUUCUUGCAUCAACGCCCACUCCUGUGACAAGUCCAAUGGAAAGCACUACUAAAACAGUCACCAUGCAAAAAUAUAAUCCUGAUAAGAAAAUUCAGCCACAAACUAAGAAAAGGGUGGUUCCGUCACAGGACAGUGGAAAAACGGAAAUUCCACAACGGAAUAAUACAAAAAAAUAUUCUCCUCCAAGGAAUAAUCUUCAAAAGAAAACAAGUAUCACUGCAAAAACUGGAGCUCCCAAAAAGACUAUUGCGUCACACUCUAAUGUGAAGAAGGCCACUCCAACAAACAUGAUCCCAAGCCCUACCGCAAAGAGUACUGUACGUAAUAGACCUCCAAAGAAGACCAUUCCACCAAAUUCUAAAGUCAUAAAGACUAGCCCACCAACCACCAGUCCCAAAAAGACCAUUCUUCCAAACCCAACUAUGAAAAAGGCCACUCCAACAAAUACAACAUCAAAAGAUACUUCUCCAUCUACCCCUACUGUGAAGAAGAAAAAUCUGCAGGAUAAGCCUCCAAAGAAGACCAUCCCAUCAAACACUAAAGUGAUAAAGACUAACCCACCAAGCACCAGUCCUAAAGCAAACAUUCUUCCAAACCCUACUAUGAAAAAGGCCACUCCAACAAAUACAUCAAAAGUGACUUCUGCUUCAACUCAUACUCCAAAGAAGAAAACUCUACAGGAAAAGCAUCCAAAGAAGAGCAGUCUACCGAACACUAAAGUGAUAAAGACUAACCCACCAAGCACCAGUGUAAAAAAAAUCAUUACUUCAAACCCAACCAUGAUAAAAGCCACUUCAUCAAAUACAACAUCAAAAGAUACUUCUCCAUCAAUCUGUACUGCAAAGAAGAAAAGUCUGCAGGAUAAGCCUCCAAAGAAGACCAUCCCAUCAAACACUAAAGUGAUAAAGACUAAUCCACCAAGCACCAGUCCCACAACAAACAUUCUUCCAAACCCAACUAUGAAAAAGGCCACUCCAACAAAUACAACAUCAAAAGGGGCUUCUCCUUCAACUGAUACUGCAAAGAAUACUUUACAGAAUAGACAUCCAAAGAAGAGCAUUGCACCUAACACUAAAGUGAUAAAGACUAACCCACCGAGCACCAGUCCCAAAAAAACUAGUCUUCCAAAGAAGAGCAUUCUACCAAAGACUAAAGUGAUAAAGACUAACCCGCCAAACAUAAAUCCGAAAAAGAAUAUCCCUGCACAGCCAACUGCAAAGAAGACUCCAUCAAACACUACCCCAUCAAAUCCUUCAGCAAAGAGGGCACUAAAUAAUACACCAAACAAUAUUUAUUCAUCAACCUCUCCAGUGAAAAUGUCCAUUCCAGCAAAUACUACGCCAAGAAUGACUGUCCCAAAGAAUAGCGUGAAAAAGACUAAUCCACCAUACACUGGUACCAGAAAUGCAUCUACACCAAAUACAACUCCAAAAAAGACUACUGUAGUUAAUGAUCCUUCGAAAAGGAAAACUCCAAACACUACUUCUAAAAAGACAGCUCCAACAAAGAACAUUCCAGAGAAAAAAGCAAAAUUUUCACCUAAAAAAGAGGUUAGUUUAAAGGCCAAUCCCAAAAAAACAACUGAACCAAAGAAAACUUUCACAAAACAACCUCAAAUAAAGACCAACCUUAAACACAACCCGAAAAACCCCUCAGAAAAUGCUAAGUCAAAGGUCAAUGUUAAACAGAAUAAAGUCAAGGAGACGAAGACCAAUCAAAAACGGAACACUAAUUACUUUACCACAUCCUCCACCCCUUAUCAGGUCUUUUCUUCCAUGGUUCCUUCCAGCAGCGUUGUACAAGUUACAGUGGUGAGCUCGUCUCACUCUGAUUCAAAAGCCGGUCCUUCAUUCAUCAACAGCGAUGCACCGGUCACAGGCAGAACUCCAGUCAUGCACUACAGCGACACAGAGAAAGAGUCCAUUUCACCAGACCCUUCUGAUGAUUUCAUAACACCACUUCAUAAUAUUAACACUGAGGUUGACACACAAACUAUUCCAUCUAGUGAAAUCACAGCGACAAGUAGUGGUGAAGCUACCAGCUGGACUUAUCGAAGUGGUGAUAGCAAUAAAGAGUCUUACAGCAGUUCGGGAGUGGUCACAGAUACUGUUGUGCUGGAGGAUAGCCUCUCCAUGGUGAUCCCGACUAUAAACGGAGAGGACACAACAGAGAGAGCCUUUCCACCCUGGCUUGACCUUUCUGACUACAUCCCUGCAGGUAUACCCAUUUCCACAACGACCUCAAACCUUCCUGCCUCCCCAGUUCCCACUGAGGUCCCUCACACAAAGGAAGAACAAGUGACAGUAAGCCCUGAAAUCAUCUCCACUUUGAAGCCUCCGCAAAAUGCUGCGGAGAAUAAUGAGAGCAACUCAAUCGCUGCAUUCGAUAACAGAGUCAUUGUUGCAGUUAGUGACAUUUCUCAAAACAAUCUGAUCCCAAGGCACCUCAGAGAACGAACCAGGAACAAACGAAUACAAGAACUUCUGGAGGAGAAGCGAAAUUUUCUCCUCAGAAUGAAAAGGGGCAACACAGAACAAUAGAACAACGGAGAUAAACUCUUCUUGAGUCCAACAAUGUUUUAUAUCAGGCCUCCCAAAAGGAGAAAAAAAAGAAACGAAACAUCCCUUAAGUUUCAAGUGAAAAUCAAAGAUUGGGCAUAAUUGUCUUGCUGAAUGUUGCAGAGUUGGUUCAAAUUGGCAUGUUAGACACAGUACUGAGAAAUAAACAGGUUUGAUAUUGCACAGGGCCUUUGAAAAGCCAAGUUGUUUUCCGUAUUCACAACCAGCCUGAGAAUUGAAUCACCAUGUAGAUAAGAUGUAAUGUAUUUUUUAAAUAUUGUUUUUCUAAGUACACGGAGAACAGAAUUCAUCACCUAUUGUCUCAAGUUACAGUGUUAAGCUACUGCCAGUGACUGCAGCCAGCCCCUCAGACGUUAGCGUCCCUUGAAAUGGUCAUUUUGAAUGAGAUUAAAUAUUUUAUUUUAGUCAUUCUGGUAAAAUUAGACAUUUACAAAGUUCCUGUUGGUUGUGAUUUAAACUUUUACACGUGUUAGAAUAGCUCUAUUUCCAAAACUAACAUUUUCUGUAACAUUUCUGAGUUCUCAGGAAUCUAAUUUUGAAAGAUUUAUUACAGGCAUUUGAAAAUAUUUGGUGCUUAAAGUUCCCGAAAAGCCAAAUAAAAAGUGUUGAAACACAAAGGAAAUAAACAUUCACUGACUGCUUUUUGGUCAAUGAAAUGGCUUUUCUUUCAUUAGUGUUGCCCAAAGUUAAGAUAUUUCUCAUGCAUUUAUUUAUGGAAAAAAUACAUAUAGAAAAGAAAAACGAUUCUUAGUUUAACAUCCGAGGGCCAAUGUGUUUUUCUCUCUUAGUUCUCAAAAGUUGUAUUAUUUGUACAUGUUAAGUUACAUCAUCUGAAAAAUCGCCUAUAUUUCUGUACUAUAUAUGUACAUAUGAAAAAGAAGUUAAUGUUAAAUAUUUAUUAAAGUUUAAAUGCUUUUGA